This is a messenger RNA of Pisolithus orientalis, 2637 nucleotides long. RefSeq names its product SacI homology domain-containing protein. Gene Ontology annotation, cellular component: intracellular membrane-bounded organelle. The coding region runs from base 28 to 2622 and encodes 864 amino acids. The transcript is spliced from 14 exons. Lineage: Eukaryota; Fungi; Basidiomycota; Agaricomycetes; Boletales; Pisolithaceae. Gene Ontology annotation, biological process: phosphatidylinositol dephosphorylation. Gene Ontology annotation, molecular function: phosphatidylinositol-3,5-bisphosphate 5-phosphatase activity. The record is from RefSeq and is a predicted model, not a curated record.
AUCCUCUUCGUUAGCUCUUCGUGAUACAUGGCACUGGUGGAGAAGAACCAGGCUGCUGCCGUCCAGGACUGUUCGCAGACACGACUAUCUUCAGCGAACCCAGACGUUCCCUUUGAGUCCGUGUCCAUUACAGACAAGCUCACUCAUCAUGCAACCCGCUGCAGCACCCCGCCUAAGCAUUCCGCGUUCAACAAAUUCAUCCUCUACGAGAAUAAAUUGCGCUUCUAUAUCAUCAUAUCCAACGCGUCUGAUUCGAGACACCGUAUUGUGAAAAUUGACAGGACCUCCCAGAACGACCUGAAUGUCAUCGAGGACGAAACUGACUACAGUGGAAGGCAAAUGAGCGCUAUGAUUAAGAUGUUGGACGACGGAAACAGGGCGUCUGGUGGCAUUGGAAAGGCGAGGAUCAUCUUUGGCGUUGCGGGGUUCGUCAAAUUUACAGCCGGUUGGUAUAUGAUCGUCAUAUCCAAACGUUCAUCUGUUGCCCUGCUCGGCGGACAUUAUCUCUACCACUGCGAGAGCACAGAAAUUAUACCCGUAUGCUUCAACAACAAGGUGGACAAACCGACGGAAGAACAGCGUCUACUCAGCGUCUUCAAGCAAGUGGACAUGUCCAAAAACUUUUACUUCAGCUAUUCGUAUGAUGUCACCUCUACGUUGCAGCUGAAUCUCACGAAACCAAACCGCUUCGAGAAAUCGAAGUGGUGGUUCAACGACCGUUACGUUUGGAAUUUCCACAUGCUGUCCCUUCCUUUCAAUGACCAAUCUCCUCGAGGCGGACAAGCAUGGCUCAUCCCCCUCAUACAUGGUCAUGUAGAUCAAGCAAAACUCAACAUACUUAGCCGCGUCGUCUUUGUGACUCUGAUCGCUCGUCGGUCUCGCCACUAUGCCGGGGCCCGAUACCUUACCCGAGGCGUCAAUGAAGAGGGCAACGUCGCGAACGAAGUUGAGACGGAGCAGAUAGUUUCGGAGGCACUGACAACGCCAUUCUAUGUCCCGUCAUCUGAACAUCCAUCACGACGGCAACCUAGCCCACACUACACAAGUUAUGUACAGUAUCGCGGGAGCAUCCCUAUAUACUGGACCCAAGACAUGACUAGCAUGAGUCCUCGGCCGCCAAUAGAGAUUAGCGUUGUCGACCCCUUCUAUACCGCGGCAUCCCGCCACUUCAAUAACCUUUUUGCGCGUUACGGUACCCCAAUCAUCAUCCUCAACCUGAUAAAGAGACGAGAACCAGUUCCAAGAGAGUCCAAAUUAUUGGACGAGUACACUCAAUGCGUGCGUUAUCUGAACCAAUUUCUCCCGGAAGGCAAGAAGAUGGUAUAUCGUGCUUGGGACAUGUCCCGUGCAUAUAAGGAGAAGACGCAAGACGUCAUUAGCUACCUAGAAGACCUGGCUGAGGAAUCGAUACAAAUGACAGGUUUCUUCCAUACGGGCUCCGAACCCUAUUCCCACCAUCUUCAGAACUGUUGGUCGGAGGAUGAACAACAUCGUCCCGCUGGGCGCAACGACAUUCUGCUCCAAAACGGUAUAUGUCGUACCAACUGCGUCGACUGCUUGGAUCGCACGAAUGCUGCACAGUUCGUAUUCGGAAAGCGAGCUUUUGGGCACCAGUUGUAUGCGCUUGGCGUGGUCAGAAACCCAAACCUUCCAUUCGAUUCCGUUGCUGUCAAUAUGUUGACCGAGAUGUAUCAUGACCAUGGAGAUACAAUUGCUUUGCAGUACACGGGCAGCGCACUUGUUAACAGGGUUGAAACCUAUCGGCGACUACCGCACUGGAAUAGUCAUUCGCGUGACAUCAUUGAAAACAUACGGCGCUUUUAUGCAAACUCUCUACUCGAUGCUGAUAAACAAAUGGCCAUUAACCUUUUCCUCGGCGUUCAAGGUGAACGCCACUCACAAGCAAUUCGAGCAAGGGGAAAAUACCAAGAAUGGUUUGACACUGGAAACCUGAGGACCCUGUAUCCUCUGGAUGAAUCUACCAAAUCUCUGAGCGACUUUGUCGAACAGCGAGGUGACUUCUGGUCGGAGUACUAUCGGCCCUUAUUGUUCACUUCGCUCGAAAAGCAUUUCGCGUGCUGCAUGAGUACGCCACCAGGGAAGUUCAUCAAGGGAGUGUCAUACAGCCCUUUCUUGCCAAGUAGCAUGCAUGUCGUACACCAACCCAGGCUCGUAACAGGCGUCAAGCGUUGGAUGGGCACGCAUCCUUCGUCGCACAAUGAGAAGCUACGAAGGAAAGCAUUGCCUGCGGAUACAGCAGACAAAUCCCAGCUAUUGCAUAAGAACGAUCUACCUCAGUCCAGCGGAGUCUUUGCGUCACAUCUUCUUGACCCGAAGGUUCCCUCAGAAGAGCUUUCCGAAUACCAUAGAUAUAUCGACCACUCUCAACUGAUGCUAGAUGCAAUGCAUGACGAAGCAGAAUACAUGGACCAAUUGCACUACAUGAGAUUUGUUGAGAAGAGUUCAGGAAGGGGUGAUCUAGCACUUGCCGACGGAGCUUUGGAAUCGUACAUAGCCCAUGUCCGAUCUACUGCCCUGGACGCUGGCUCUCUAGAGGAUAGUAGCACACUCUCAAGUAUGUACGAUUACGACCAGUGGCUCUCUGGCGUAGACUUUGCUUAAUUCUUAACAUAUGCC